Cucumis sativus (cucumber) is the source of this 1250-nucleotide messenger RNA. RefSeq names its product transcription factor MYB30. The record is from RefSeq and is a predicted model, not a curated record. Lineage: Eukaryota; Viridiplantae; Streptophyta; Magnoliopsida; Cucurbitales; Cucurbitaceae. The transcript has 3 exons. The coding region runs from base 208 to 987 and encodes 259 amino acids.
UGCCUUUCUUUUCUCCUAGUUGGACUAUUCAAGUUCACAAGACUUUUUCCUUUUGGAAAGAUCAAGUAUAUAUAUAUGUCCCAUUCUUAGAAGCUAAGUUCCACAAGAAUACUGUCUUGUGUCUUGUGGAAGGGAAGAAGAAGAAAAAGAAGAAACAAAACAGAGUAACAUAUUAUAGAUAGAGUUUUUUUUUAAAAAAAAUAAAAAAUGGUGAGAGCUCCUUGUUGUGAGAAAUUGGGACUCAAAAAAGGGCCAUGGACAACUGAAGAAGAUGAAAUUUUGAUAGCUUAUAUCAAUAAGCAUGGCCAUAGCAAUUGGCGUGCCCUUCCUAAGCUUGCUGGCCUUCUGCGAUGUGGGAAGAGUUGCAGACUUAGAUGGAUAAACUACUUGAGGCCUGAUAUUAAAAGAGGAAAUUUCACACUAGAAGAACAGGACAUCGUUCUUCACCUCCAUGAAAAACUCGGCAAUAGGUGGUCAGCCAUUGCAGCGCAGUUACCGGGCCGAACAGAUAAUGAAAUUAAGAACUUUUGGCACACUCAUUUGAAGAAACGGGUAACGAAUAAACAAACACAUGUUCAUGCAAAAAAGAAGUCAACCGAUCCUGCCGUUUUUGAACCAAAAUCCCAACCCCAGAAACUGGAUUGCUCUAACCAUUAUGAAAUCCCAUCUUUCUCCCUGGAUCAUUCACCAUUUACAGAUUCUCCAACCGGCUACAAGGAGAUCGAGAACGAACAAAACGUUGAAAUCUUUGAAGCAUUUCAUCACACAUGUGGUGGGCAUUGGGCAGAGGAGCCGUGGACAGAUAAUUUUAAUGGGUCAUUAUUCAAGUCGUCGGAGAUGAAUGAUGAGGAAGAAAUCCAACCACCGUACAGAGCCAUGGAUUCUGGGUGUUAUUACAACAAUGGCACGAAAAUGGACGAUAAUAUGGAGUUUUGGUAUAGGGUUUUCGUUAAAGCUGGUGGGUCGCCAAAUGAUCCUGCAUUUUAAAUUUAGGAGAAGGAAAAAAAUCUGAAAAAAUUCUAAGAAAUUGGUGAGAUGAAGGAUUAGGAAUGUUUGUGUGUAGUGGAUAUUGGUGUAAAUUGUAAAUUAGAUAAGGGUAUGAGGGUAUUAUAGGAAAUGAAACUUCAUUUAAUCUUGUUUAGUUUAGUCUUCGGUCAAUGACAGAACUAUAUUUAAAGAAGAAGGAAAUGUCAUUAAAUCUAAGGAAAAGAAAAACUAAAUGGAUAAAUUGGGUUUUAAUAUUUGUCACU